Messenger RNA from Salvelinus fontinalis (brook trout), 2458 nucleotides. RefSeq lists its product as uncharacterized. The transcript is spliced from 6 exons. The record is from RefSeq and is a predicted model, not a curated record. Lineage: Eukaryota; Metazoa; Chordata; Actinopteri; Salmoniformes; Salmonidae. The coding region runs from base 529 to 1296 and encodes 255 amino acids.
GGAAGGACAACUGGUUCAACACUUACAUACAGUAGCUAUGCAUUGAGUUUGUCCUUCAACCAGGAAAUAUUAGGCCAGAAAACAAAACUACAUCAAGCUGACCUGUGUGUUGUAUUACUGAAUAACCUGGAUGCCGCUGCUUCUGUUUUAGUUGUCAUGUUUGUCAUGACAACAAGUUGAAAGGAUCGCUACAACGGAAUCACUGGCACCCAGGCAAGUGUUUACAAUCAACUGGAACCGUGAGCUCAAGGUUUGACUAGCCAACUGAGCACGUUAUGUUGUUACCUGGAAUUUGGAUACAGUAUUAUGUAAUAUAGGAGACCGCCACAGAAAUAGACUCCGUGUCUCAUUGUACAGUAGUACAGAACCGUACAGAGAAGGUUAAAAAAUGUCAUGACAGGUUUGCAUAUUUUGAUAGCGAUUCAAACCUUCGGUAAACUAAACGGCGUAGAGUUAAGAGACGGAAGAGCAGCUACUGCUGUGGAUACAUUCUCUUCAUUGUAAAAUCUAAAUAGCUCUGCAGAUGUGAUGGAAACAUUGCAUAUCCUGGUCUGGCGUAUUUGUCUGAUCCUGGCCCUCUUGCUGCACCUCCACCAGUGCCUGUCAGUGCAUUUCCAGAAUAAGGGUAUCCUUUAUGUGGCUCUGGGGAGAGACCUGGUCCUGCAGGCCCAGUUCCAGAUUACACCAACAGAGAAGAUCGUCAUGGUGAUUUGGGACUACGAGACUGAGAAGGGUCAGGGACAGGUCAGGCUGGCCAAUCACCAAGCUGCACCUGGCAAUCCAACAGACCAGAAGGGUGCCUUAUUUAGGGUGGAGAAUAUAAGUUCAUCUAACUAUGGAGUCUACAUCAUCACUGUGACUGACCAGAUGGGGAACGAGCAAUCAGCAAAUAUACUUGUUAGAGAGAGUGUUGCUGCUCCUGUGGCGUCUCUGUCCCUCCAGUGUGAGGUGGCCAAUGACAGGGCACAGUGGGACAGCCCAGUGGUUUUCUGGUUGGUGGAUGGGGUAGAGGUCUCCAAUCAGACAGCCAAUCUCUCUGCAGAUGGCAGGAACCUCUACGUCUCUGGAAUGAAGGGCCACAACUACACCUGUGUGGUCAACAGCAGUCUGGGGACUAGUGUUACAAACUACAUCACUGAUUCUCCUACACCAUCCCAAAGCAACCAAUCCUGUGAGAUUUGGUGUGUUGUAAUAUUGGCCACUGUCAUCAUCAUCAUCAUCAUCAUAGUGAUUCUAAAAAAAUGUGGAUGUCUCUCCUGGAGAUGCAAACAGCGGAGGACGAAUGGGAUUAUAUGACCUUAGGAGGUCCCUCGUGUUCCAUUGUCCGUCUUAUGACACUUUGUUAUACACUGCACAAUCACACAAGUCUUUGGCAUAGAUGGGCACCUGCGGAGAUGGUAUGAUAUGAGAAGUUUAAUGUAAUAUUCUAUUGCAGCAAGUCACUACCUGUCACGUUCCUGACCUGUUUUCUGUUAGUUUUUGUAUGUGUUAGUUGGUCAGGACGUGAGUUUGGGUAGGCAGUCUAUGUUUUGUGUUUCUAUGUUGGUUUAUGGGUACCUGAUAUGGCUCUCAAUUAGAGGCAGGUGGUUUUCAUUUCCUCUGAUUGAGAGCCAUAUUAAGGUAGGUGUUUUCACACUGUUUGUUUGUGGGUGGUUGUCUCCUGUGUCUGUGUUUGUCGUGCCACACGGGACUGUUUCGGUAUCGUUCGUUCGUUUUGUAUGUAGUCUGUUUCCUGUUCAUGCGUUCUUCAGGUUAUAUGUAAGUUCGUGUCCAGGUCUGUCUACAUCGUUUAUUUGUUUUGUAGUUUAUCAAGUGUAUUUCAUUUCGUCUUCGUCUUGUUUAAUAAAUCAUUAUGUCAUAUUCCAACGCUGCAUUUUGGUCGAAUACUUGCUCCUCCUCUUCGGAUGAAGAGAAAUCCGUUACACUACCAGACACCAAUGAUCAUUCCUAUUAAGAGCUGUGGCCCUAUUCCGCAUCAAUAAAAUAUAUUGAUAUGCCUUUUUAUCAAAUUAAAUUGUAUUGGUCACAUACACAUGUUUAGCAGAUGUUAUUGUGGGUAUAGUUAAAUGCUUGUUAUUGGUGUAUGUAUAUGCUGAUUUGUGGUAUUUAUUGAUGCAGUAUCAACACGUAUAUCUUUACUUAUUAUACCUUUGUAUCUUUUUGUUAAGUACUGUAUGCCAUCACAUCUACAACUUAAACUUAAACCUACUUUUGUGAUGGCUAUGUAUGAUAUAAAGCAAAUGGAAAAAAUGCGCACUUUGCUACACUUCCAUAGGAGACAGUGAAGAGACAAACUCAGCAAAAAAAAUAAACCUCUCACUGUCAACUGCGUUUAUUUUCAGCAAACUUAACAUGUGUAAAUAUUUGUAUGAACAUAACCAGAUUCAACAACUGAGAAAUAAACUGAACAAGUUCCACAGUCAUGUGACUAACAGAAAUUGAAUAAUGUGUCUCUGAA